AUGUUUGGAUCGCACCGAACAAUAUUUUGUCAUCUACUGUUUAGUUUACUAUAUCUAUUUUGUCAUUGUUAUGUUAUUUUACACAAUACAGAGAAUGCUCCGAAAAUUCUAUAUCACGAUUGUAUAUAUUAUACAGAAAGGCUCGCUGAUGAUAGUAGCGAAGGUGUUAAAUAUUGUAUCCAGUGGAAUGAAGAAGGCCCAUUAAAUCGUAGUUUUAAUGAAUUUUGUUAUAAUGAUGGCAUAUUCCAGUCAUUUGAGGAGUUAUUAUCUUUGAAUAUUUCUCCAUCAGAUGUUUUACAAUGGAGUUCAAGUAUUGAACAACUUGAUCGUUAUUCAAAAUAUUUAUUUAAUAAAUCAUUUGAUAUCGCCGAGAAAUUUCUAUGUAAUUGUACACGUCCAAGUACAUUUGGUAAAUUUUGUGAAUAUGAAUUUUUUUCUCCUAAUAUCACUUCUUUUGAUUAUGCAAUUGAUACACAAUUUUAUUUGAUUUUCCGUGAUAAUCGCCCUCCUACGAGAAAAAUUAAUAUCGGUAGUCAACUUCAUAAUAAUCGACCAUGUUAUACAAGGAUAGGUUGUGAUUCGCAAUUAACGUGUCUUGAUUGGAGACACAUCUGUGAUGGUAAACAACAGUGUAUAGGAGGAAUCGAUGAAAAUUUCUGCGAAUAUUUAGAAUUUAAUGAAUGUGAAGAUAAUGAAUAUCGAUGUGCUAAUGGUAUGUGUAUUCCAGAAGAGUAUUGGUUAGAUGGUGAUUAUGAUUGUAUGGAUUGGACAGAUGAAUCAGAUUCUCUUGUGGAUUUAUAUUCAAAUUGUCAUUCUUCUGCUUCUUAUGUUUGUGAUGAACAUACUUGUCCAUUUAAUCAUUGGUCAUGUGGUGAUGGUCAAUGUAUUCCAGAUGAUACUGAUCGAAAUCAAGGUACUCGACAGACAUUUUCGACGUUUUGUCAAAAUUUAAGAGAUAUUAAUUAUAUGUGUGAAUCAGCUACAAGAGAUUCAAUGUCAUGGUGGACGAUUGAUGGUGGUUAUUGUUUACCAUUUCGACUUUCUUAUAAAAAAUCAGGCCUUGAUACAACAUACUCAAAAGAUAAAUGUUCUUUUUAUGUUAAAUGUGCAUUAAGUCAUAGUCUUGAUACUGAUUGCUGUCAAUCUAUGGAAGAAUGUAGGAAGAAAAUCAACACAGAAUGUAAUAGAACUGAUACAAUUCAAUAUCCAUUCAAAGGUUUUCUUUUAUCUCCGUAUGUAGCAAUGGAAUAUGAUAGAAGACAUGAUUGGACAAAUCAAAAACCUGAUUUUCUUGUAUACUUUGGACAGUUCCGAUGUAUUGGUUAUCAAAUCAAAGUCAAUAAUCAAAUUGUAGUACCUUUAAAUCAUGCCAUUGGAUUAUAUACAUAUUGGAGGACGGAAUCUCGUCUAUGUAACACAACAAUGUUUAAAAAUAUAACAAGAAUUUAUUCAAAUAGUUAUGAUAAAAAUUGUUGGAAUAAUUCCAAAACAUUUAAUAAUCAUCCUUAUCAAGUAUCAUUUUUAUGUGGAUCAAGAUGUAUAUCAAAAUAUCGAAUACGAGACGGAAUAAUUGAUUGUUCUCCUUUAGAAGAAUUACCAAGUAUGAAUAAUUCUUGUCCGAGAAUUCAACGGCAUCGUUUACAAUGUUCACCAUCUGAAUUAUCGUGUUUAUUACCAGCAGUUUUAGGGAAAGAUAUAGGUCUUUGUACAAAUAAUCGUGAUCAAUAUUACCAAAGCAGUAUUCAUCAAUAUUUCGAAACUCCUGUAUGUGACAAACGUACAGAUUUUGGGUGUCAUUAUAUUCGAAAUUAUAUUCAAAGUUCAUCAUUGUCUGAUAUGAAUGAAACAAAAGUUGAUAUGAUUCAUCCGACUUCUGAUUACGUUGGAAAAAUUUUACCUUUUCGAUAUUACUGUGAUUCAUUUUUUAAUCAAAUACCAGCUGAUGACGAAUUGUCCGAUUUAUGUAAACAUUGGAUUUGUCGUCAAAAUGAAUAUCAGUGUUUAUCUGGACAAUGUAUUCAAUUAAAUUGGACUUGUGACGGUGAAUGGGAUUGUAUUGAUGGAUCUGAUGAAGAAAGAAUUUUUUCAUUUGAUAAUUUCACAGAACAUAAUUCAAAAUUAUUGACUUUAUUACAAGCAAAGGAACAAUGUUCGAGACGGUAUCGAUUAGAUAAUACUCCAUUUUCUAAUUUGUGUGACAUAACAAAUGAAUAUCCAUGUUUUCGAAAUAAUGUUAAUGAUCCGUUUAAUUUAACAAGUUAUCAUCCGUGUAUUAAUUUCACACAAAUUGGUGAUGGAAUUCAAGAUUGUUUAGCAAAUUUUGAUGAAAGAAAUCGAAUUCAAUGUCCAAAUAAAGAUAUGUUGGGUUAUCGUUUUCAAUUAGAGAAUAAAGAUUGUGUUGAAUAUCGGGAUUUAUGUAUUAAACCUUAUGAAUGGAUACCAGGAAAAGAUAUUUCAUAUGAUAGUAUCUGUUUUUAUAGAAGACAAUCUUUUCAAAAUGGAACAAUGAGUAAUUGUAAAGCUGAAAAUGACGUUAUGUGUUUAAAUGAUACUUGUAUAAAAAAUGCAAGAUGUGAUGGAAAAAUUUAUUGUCUUUUUGGUGAAGAUGAAUAUCGAUGUGUUCAUUCUGUUUCAAGACUUUUAUACAGAGUACAUAAAUAUGACCAACAACGCUUAUUAUCUUCAGAACAAUGGAAAUAUCCAUUCGAAGAUAAGAAGAAAGAGGAAAUUUCUAACCAAAUAAUUUAUACAAUGAAUUUCAAAAAUAACAAUCGGUUAAUAAAUUCUGCUUUUGACAUUAUUCGUCAAGCACUUCCCCUUGGUGAAAUAACUCUUGACCAUUUCCUUCCAUUUAUUUGUAAUCGUGGACUUGCUGUUAAAGGUUAUUCUGAGGAAACUGUUUGCUUUUGUCCACCAAGUUAUUAUGGAUCACAAUGUGAAUUUCAUAGUGAUCGAAUAACGGUUGCAACACAUUUAAAUUUAACUGAAUAUAAUUAUUCUCCGUCUGUUGAAACUCUUAAAGUUCUGGUAUUGUUUUUAAGAACCUAUCGAAUAAUGGAUUUUUAUGAAUUUUAUGUUAAUCCAAAUACUCAAACAAAUGAAAAUUAUAUAAAACAAGGGAUUUAUUUCAUUUAUCCUGGACGUUAUAAAGAUUUACACAAACUUUAUUAUAGUGGUGUACCACGCUAUCAUGUUCAAUUUGAAGUUUAUAAUUUAUAUUUCAAUGAAACAAUUGAAUUAAUACAAGUUUGGCAAUAUCCUAUACAUUUUGAUUUUCUUCCGGUAUUCCGUUUAGCAAAAAUUUUACAUUUAAAUUCUUCGAGAAAUUUUUCCUGUUCUUCUAAUCCAUGUGGCCGAAAUGGAAUCUGUUAUAUAACUAGUAAUCCAACUCAAGUGGGAUAUAUUUGUUCAUGUAAAAGCGGUUAUUAUGGUCAAUACUGCGAAUAUGAUGAAGAUAAAUGUACUAAUUAUUGUUCAUCAAAAUCGAUUUGUAAAAUCAAAUUUAAUGGUUUCAUCAAUCAAUAUCGAGUACCUUUCUGUUUCUGUCCAACAUCAACAUUUGGUCCUACGUGUCAUUUGAAAUACAAUAUUUGUCAAAUAAAUCCAUGUUUAAAUCAAGGAACUUGUUUACUGAACAAUGAUUUAUCUAAUUUAAUGAAAUAUACUUGUUUAUGUAAUGCAAAUUCUACAGGUGAUCAUUGUCAAUAUUCAAACGGAGAGAUUUCUUUACAAUUAAUUAUUUCAUCAAACUUAACCUUAAAUAAAAGUAAUAUAAUGGCUACAACUUUCUUUUUUAAUAAUUAUGAACAGAAAACUUUAGAAUUUAUUAUAUCUGAACAAGAAAUUUUCGAUCAUUUACCAAAUGAGAUUAGUUUGAAAUUCAAUCAUUAUCAUAUACCAUCAGUUGGCAUUUUAAGAAUCUAUGAUUUCAAUUUCAUUUCCCAAUCAAAAUAUUUUAUUUUGUAUAUAGAUUCAAAUCGAACAAGUCUUAAUACAACUGUUUAUUUAUCCUUAGAAAAUCAUUGUCCAUUCGUAGAAAUACUUAUUAACAAAUCAUCAGCAAUAAAUCCAUUUUUGUAUCAUGAAAUUUGUCAAUCAAACGAAAAUCAAAAUCGUANCUCUGUUAUUCCUUUCCCCUUUGAUCAACUUCCAAACUGA
Molecule: messenger RNA, 4158 nt
Organism: Adineta ricciae
Lineage: Eukaryota; Metazoa; Rotifera; Eurotatoria; Adinetida; Adinetidae
Source: the annotation of a GenBank genome assembly